GUUACGAGCAUCCCGGGUGCUGCUGGUGGGAAUGAAAGGUCUGGGAGCAGAAGUGGCCAAAAACCUGAUCUUGGCAGGAGUUAAAAGCUUGACCAUGUUGGACCAUCAGCAGGUCUCCCAAGAGGACAUUCGGGCUCAGUUCCUCAUCCCAGUGGGAUCCUUGGGUCGGAACCGAGCGGAAGCGUCUCUGGAACGAGCCCAGAAGCUCAAUCCCAUGGUGGAUGUUAAAGCUGAUCCUGAGAAUCUGGAGAGCAAAUCCGAGGAAUUCUUCACCCAAUUCGAUGCAGUUUGCCUGACCUGCUGCUCCCGGGAUCUGAUGGUGAAAAUUGACCAAAUUUGCCACCAAAACAGGAUCAAGUUUUUCGCUGGAGACGUUUUUGGCUUCCAUGGCUUCAUGUUUGCUGACCUGGGGGACCAUGAGUUCGUGGAGGAGAAAACCAAAGUGACCAAAGUCAGCUCGGGGGUGGAGGAUGGACCAGACACCAAGAAAGCCAAACUUGACCCCUCAGAGACAACCAUGGUGAAAAAAAGGGUGGUUUUCUGCCAGCUGAAGGAAGCUCUGGCCAUCGACUGGAGCGGGGAGAAGGCGGCGGCGGCGCUGAAAAGAAUCACUCCAGAUUAUUUCCUCCUCCAAGUGCUGCUGCAGUUCCGGGCGGAUCGGGGCCGCGAUCCCUGCCCCCAGCACCACGCGCAGGACUCGGAGCUGCUGCUCCAGACCCGCAGGGAUGUCCUGGGAGCCCUGGGAGUGGGAGCUGAAAUCCUGCCCGAGGAGUUUGUCAGGUGA
Molecule: messenger RNA, 784 nt
Organism: Chaetura pelagica (chimney swift)
Lineage: Eukaryota; Metazoa; Chordata; Aves; Apodiformes; Apodidae
Gene: SAE1
Product: SUMO1 activating enzyme subunit 1
Exons: 6
Biological process (GO): protein sumoylation
Cellular component (GO): SUMO activating enzyme complex; cytoplasm
Molecular function (GO): SUMO activating enzyme activity
Source: RefSeq, a predicted model, not a curated record